CUCGCUGUACGAACUCUCUCUACUGUCAGGGUCAUCUUCUUCUUUGCCGAAACCCUAGCUUUGAUCAUCUCCAUCAAAUCUCACUUUUUGAUGUAAAGAUUCUCAGGGAACUCGAUUUUACACAAGUACGUGAAGCCCCCUUCAACUCAAUGGAAGAGCCUCGUCGAAAACGCUCCAAAACCAGCAGAGGAGAAGAUGAUUACUUGCCUGGGAGUAUAAUUGAAAUCGAGCUUCAUAAUUUUAUGACGUUCAGUAGCUUAACGUGCAAACCAGCAUCGCGCUUGAAUCUUGUAGUUGGGCCAAAUGGUUCUGGUAAGAGCUCCCUUGUUUGUGCAAUUGCGUUGGGACUUGGUGGUGAACCCCAGCUACUUGGAAGGGCUUCAAGUAUUGGAGCUUUUGUCAAACGUGGAGAGGAGUCGUGCUAUGUCAAGAUUUCAUUGAAAGGAGAAAGUGAGGGGGAAAUCCUCACUAUUACUCGCAAAAUGGAUACUCGGAACAAGUCCGAAUGGCUGUUUAAUGGAAAAUUGGUCACCAAAAAAGAUGUCCUCGAAGUAAUUAAAAGAUUUAAUAUCCAAGUAAACAACUUGACCCAAUUUUUACCACAAGACAGGGUCUGCGAGUUUGCCAAAUUAACUCCAAUACAGCUUCUAGAGGAGACAGAAAAGGCUGUAGGUGAUCCCCAACUUCCAGUCCAGCAUCGCGCUCUUAUCGAUAAAAGCUCUGACCUAAAGAAGCUUGAACGAGCCAUUCAAAGAAACAAAGAAUAUUUGGAUCAGCUAAAGGCACUAAAUGCUGAGCAGGAAAGAGAUGUUAAGCGUGUUCGCCAAAGAGAAGAACUUUUGGAAAAGGUUGAGUCUAUGAAGAAAAAAUUGCCAUGGCUAGAGUACGAUAUGGAAAAGACUAAAUAUCUUGAAGCUAAAAGGGAGGAGAAUGAUGCAAAAAAGAAGUUAGAGGAAGCUGUCAAAACUUGGGAUAAACUCAAAGAACCAAUAGACAAACAAAAGAAAGAGAAAGCAACAUUGGCUGCUAAAUGCAAACAACUUGAUGGUUUGCUGGGCGAAUUUGCAAAGAAACGUACACAACUCCUGCAGAAGGAUAAUUCAUUGGGAGUGCAAGUUAGCGGCAAAUAUAAUGAAAUAGAAGAAUUGAAGAGGCAAGAAGAAUCUCGUCAAGAAAGAAUACUAAAGGCUAAAGAAGAUCUUGCAGCUGCAGAAACUGUGCUAGCUAACCUGCCUCCUUUUAAACAUCCUAAGGAGGAGCUGGCAAGACUGUCAGCUCAGAUUGUGGAGUUGGGACAGUCUACCAGGGAAAAGAGGCUGCAAAAGUCUGAGCAGGAAAGAAGUCUGAAUCAAACUAAUGGAGCCUUAAGGCAACAUAAGGACAGAUUAAGAGACAUGGAGGAUACAAACAUUAAACUUUUGCAGGCAUUACAAAAUUCUGGAGCCGAAAGGAUACGUGAAGCUUACAAUUGGGUGCAAGAACAUCGCCAGGAGUUCAAUAAGGAAGUCUUUGGCCCAGUGUUGCUUGAGGUGAAAGUCUCUAACAAGAAACAUGCUGACUACUUAGAAGGCCAUGUUCCACACUACAUCUGGAAGGCUUUCAUAACUCAAGAUUCUGGUGAUCGUGAUAUCUUAUUUAGAAACAUUGGGUCAAUGGGUGUCCCAAUCAUAAAUCAUGUGGAAGAUGAAAGUAGUGAUGUUAAUCCUUAUAAUUUGACUGACAAGAUGCAUGCUCUUGGUAUACACUCAAGGCUUGACCAAGUUUUUGACGCACCACAUGCUGUGAAAGAAGUUCUAGUUGGCCAAUUUGGGCUUGACCACUCUUAUAUUGGCUCCAAGGAAGCUGAUCAGCGAGCUAAUGAGGUAAAGAACUUGGGUAUUAUGGACCUUUGGACCCCAGAAAACCACUACCGUUGGUCUAGAUCCAGAUAUGGUGGUCAUAUUUCAGCAUCUGUGGAAUCUGUGGACCGUUCUCGUCUUAUUUUGUGCCAACAGGAUACUGGGGAACUUGAGAAGCUUACUUCUAGGAUAAAAGAGUUGACUGAGUUGGUCAAAACAUUGGAUUCGAGCUUGAGAUCACUUCAAAGUGAGAUAACACUUGCUGAAGAUGAAGAGGCCAAGUUGGCGAGAAAACGAGAGGACAUUACAAGCCAUGCAAGUAUUGAGAUGAGAAAACGGAAAGAAAUUGAAAACCGCGUUAAUCAAAGAAAGAUAAACUUGAAAUCUUUGGAACGGGAGGAAGACUUGCACUCGGCAAUAGCAAAGCUGGAUGAGCUUGCUGCUUCUUUUUUAGUUGAGAGGUUAAAAUGUGUAAUUGAAAUAAAGGAUCUUCUGGUUAAAGCUGUUUCUCACAGAAGAACUUAUACUGAAAAUAACAUGGCUUCUCUCCAACUUGAGGCAAAGAUUAGAGAAAUGGAGAUCAAUGGCAGACAACAAGAGAAGUUAGCUGAGCAAGCUGCUUUACACCUUGACAAUUGUAAAAAGAAGGUGGAAGAUUGUCGAAAUCAAUUGUCAAUUGCUAAGAGGCGUGCAGAAUCUGUUGCUAUAAUUACCCCUGAACUCGAUCAAGCAUUUCGCGAGAUGCCUGGUACUAUUGAGGAGUUAGAAGCUGCAAUUCAAGAUCUUGCCUCUCAAGCCAAUUCAAUUCUUUCCCUAAACCAUAACAUUCUUCAAGAAUAUGAAAGCAGGCAGAAACAAAUACGAGAACUUUCCACUAAGCAAGAAUUGGAUGACAAAGGGCUGAAAAAAUGUUUGGAUGAAAUAAAUAGUAUAAAGGGAAAAUGGCUUCCAACUUUGAGAAAUCUUAUAUCUCAAAUAAAUGUGACAUUUGGUCGAAAUUUUCAGGAAAUGGCUAUAGCAGGCGAAGUUUCAUUAGAUGAACAUGAGGUGGACUUUGACAAGUACGGGAUACAUAUCAAAGUGAAGUUCAGGAAAACAGGACAGCUUCAGGUUCUCAGUGCUCACCAUCAAUCGGGAGGGGAACGAUCAGUGUCGACCAUUCUUUACCUUGUUUCUCUACAAGACCUUACUAACUGCCCAUUUAGGGUUGUUGAUGAGAUAAAUCAAGGUAUGGACCCCAUAAAUGAAAGAAAGAUGUUCCAACAAUUAGUCAGAGUUGCCAGCCAACCAAACACACCACAGUGUUUCUUGCUAACACCAAAGCUACUACCAGACCUGAUGUACAGUGAGUCAUGUAGCAUCUUAAACAUAUUCAACGGCCCUUGGAUCGAGCCAACCGCAAAAGUAUGGAGUGGCGGUGAAAGUUGGAGUUCGGCUACUGGGUUGUUUUCAGGUGCAAGUAUUUGCCAAAAUUAAUAGAUUUUGGUGAAAACCGAUAAUUCCAUACUAUUAUUAUGUUGAAAGUGGUGGCUUAUUCUGUUUUUAGUUCUUAUGGUAAUUAUUUUGUAAUGAUUAUUAAAUGUUGUAAAUUGUAUUCAACUUUAUAAAUACAAGUUUUAGCUCUAGACAUGAGCAGAUUA
This is a messenger RNA of Impatiens glandulifera, 3478 nucleotides long. RefSeq names its product structural maintenance of chromosomes protein 5. Gene Ontology annotation, cellular component: Smc5-Smc6 complex. The coding region runs from base 150 to 3314 and encodes 1054 amino acids. NCBI's taxonomy places the organism in Eukaryota, Viridiplantae, Streptophyta, Magnoliopsida, Ericales, Balsaminaceae. The transcript is spliced from 30 exons. Gene Ontology annotation, biological process: double-strand break repair via homologous recombination. The record is from RefSeq and is a predicted model, not a curated record. Gene Ontology annotation, molecular function: ATP binding; ATP hydrolysis activity.